AUGGACUCAUCAGCCAGAACCGCUCGCUCCUUACCUCUGGCAUACAGAAAUGCUCGCUCUCUGCCCAACAAAUGCUCCCAGUUCCGUCCCCUCGUCAAGUUUGCCAAAAACCGUCAGAACGAUGCCACGUUCUUUCUUACCUCCAGAGGUGCUAGGAUGGGAGACAAGAAGAUACUCGAGAAGCUUCUCUGCAACAACUGUACUGGUGCUCCCCCUGUCGAGCUCAAGUGUACUGGCUGCAACAGAAAGCGCCCCCUUGACCACUUUUCUACCACUCAGAGGAACGCUCCAGACACCGCCAGAUGCCGCAUGUGUAUCAGCCAGAUCGAGAGUUUCAGACCAGGACAGCAGCAAGAGCUUGAGAAGGAUGGCUCUGACGACGAGUACAUUGCCGUAACUUCCACCGAUGGGGGUGUGCCCUUGACUCCAGACAAGGGCUUCGUGCCCGUCCCAUCGACCAGUCGCAGCACUCGUGUGCCCACAAACACUACUACCUCCGGCACAUCCAGCUCUGGUCGCUCAAUCUCAUCCCUUGCCUCUACAGUCAAAGCUCCUCCUCUCAAAAUUGGCACUGGCGGCUUCGCAGUCGUCAAGCAGGGUUUCCGUGAAGUUCCAGUUCCCGAGUACAUCGAUGACGACGAAGUCGUGAGUGAGCCGGACAGUGAACUUGACUACGAGAUCCAGAGGAGGACGAUUUUGGAUGAGAUCAGGCACAUGGCGCAGGAAUACAGUCUUUACAGCAGUUGA
Aureobasidium uvarum is the source of this 747-nucleotide messenger RNA. NCBI's taxonomy places the organism in Eukaryota, Fungi, Ascomycota, Dothideomycetes, Dothideales, Saccotheciaceae. The record is from the annotation of a GenBank genome assembly.